AUGUGGUCGAGGUCGAGCCUCUGGCUAAUUGUGUUUACGCUCGCGGCUGCCGUUAGUGUCGAGGCAAAAGUGACAAUAGAGGAUAUAAUCAGGAACAGCGACAACGAUAGCUGGGACUCCGAAUUCGACAAUGCAUUUGCGCCCAUACUGGGCCGGUUCGGAUCGGAUGUCUUGGAGCUGCACGUGCACAGUUUGCGUGAUUGUGGACACAUGUUUGUGCAAUUUUUGCUGCGACAGCCAUACUGCACCAUAGUCCUGAGCCUAUUCGGUAAAGGAGUUGCUUCGCAGGCAAGGCAUCACUUCUGGCUCUUUACAAAUUUAGCCCAAAUGCGUCAAAGCCUACCACAGUUUGUCAAUUAUGGUGGCGUUUAUAUUUUAGCUUUGGAGCUAUUUGAUACGACUGAUGAUGAUUUGCUGCAGUUUAUGCUCAAAGUCUGGCAACAACAUGGUCACAAUCGGAUCUACUACGUGCUACCCGAGGCGCGCAUCUUACUUUAUAAUCCUUUUAAGCACAUUAUUAUGUUAGCGGAUGAGCCAGAUGCCUAUGCGCGCAUCUUUCGUAAUUUGUAUGGCCAGUCUUUGCGAUGCUAUAUCUUUGACUCGGUCUACUCGGCGGUAUAUGGAGAUGCGGAGGCCAAGCGCGUACUUAGCGUAUCGGGAGCCGAUGCUAAGCUCGCCAGUGUGGUGGCUGCCCGCAUGAACUUUACGCUGAAUUAUUUGUGGCCAGAUGAUGAGUUCUUCGGGGGCCGCUUGGACAACGGAUCCUUUAGUGGGGCUAUUGGGCGUGUGCACCGCCACGAAUUAGACAUUGUAUUCGCUGGCUUUUUCAUUAAGGAUUAUCUAACGCGCGGUAUCGAGUUCAGCUCCGCCGUGUACAUGGACGAGCUCUGUCUUUUCGUACAAAAGGCCAAGCGGAUUCCCCAGUCAAUACUGCCACUCUUUGCCGUGCGGUUGGAUGUGUGGCUAUGUUUUCUUUUAGUGGGUCCCGUUUGCGCUUUUGUCUGGAUAUGUAUUCGCAGGCUAAAUUUGGAACUGAACAUUGAGUCUAUCGUAGGAGUUGGACAGGACCAGAAGAACUUUCGAAGCACUGUGGUGCGCAUUUUUAUCGAUACUUUGGUGGUGUGGGUGCGCGUCAAUGUCGGCCAGUUUCCGCCUUUUUACUCGGAACGCAUUUUUCUCGCCUCGCUUUGCUUGGUCAGCGUUAUCUUUGGCGCGCUGCUGGAAUCAAGUCUAGCCACCGUGUAUAUUAGACCAUUAUACUAUCGCGACAUCAAUACUCUCAUGGAGCUUGACGAAUCGCAGCAGCCUAUUUACAUUAAGCAUCCUGCAUUUAGGGAUGAUCUUUUUGUUGGUCACGACUCGGCCGUAUACAAGAGCUUGCAUGCCAAGAUGCUUCUGGUGGGCGAGGGCGAGGAUCGAUUAAUAAGCAUGGUAGCGAAUCGCGGAGGUUUUUCAGGCGUGACUCGUGCCGGAAGCCUUAUGCUUAGCGACAUACGUUAUAUAAUGACCAAUCGCAUUCACAAGAUACCCGAGUGUCCCAAGAAUUAUCACAUUGCCUAUGUAUUACAGCGCCACUCGCCCUACCUAGAUAUGGUCAACACAGUUGUUCUUCGUGCUUGCGCGGCUGGACUCAUUGAACUGUGGACAGGCGAGAUGAAGGAACGUGCGAAGUGGAGCAUACACAAAUUUCCCGAGUACCUGGCCGCACUGGGCGUGGGAAAUUGGAAGGUUCUGAAGCUGACCGACGUGCAGCUGGCUUUCUAUGCGCUCGCCCUGGGAUGUGUUCUGGCUGCGUUAGUGUGCUCUACAGAACUGCUUUGGAAUCAUUGGCGCAAAUGA
Molecule: messenger RNA, 1839 nt
Organism: Scaptodrosophila lebanonensis
Lineage: Eukaryota; Metazoa; Arthropoda; Insecta; Diptera; Drosophilidae
Gene: Ir100a
Exons: 2
Coding region: 1-1839 (612 amino acids)
Source: RefSeq, a predicted model, not a curated record